AUGGGAGGAGGAGGAGCGAUGAGAGCAGCGGCUAAGGUGGCCGGAGUUGGAGUGGUUAACUCUGGAAUCCGCGGCGGCAUCUCUUUCGUUCCUCCAUCGGGGGAGCAGUCGGUGCGCAAUGCUUCCCGUCCUGUUUCGGCGAUUAUAUCGUCCAAGGCGAGUGGAGGAGGGGUCACGGAGACGGUGCAGAGGCCCGCGUGGGAGCUGGACGAGUGGGAGUUCGCUGGUGGGGUGGAGGAGGAGAUGUUUGUGGAUUCGGGUGAGCCGGCAGCUAGAGUUGUUUUUGGUGGUGCACCACCGAGUUUGCAGGAGGCUAAGGCGGCUACUUGUGAAUUGAAAGAUGCGUUGCAGAAAGUAUAUCUGUCACCUCCUUACUCGGGAACUGGCAGUUCACAUGGAGGUAGUCAGCUAUCUGGCCUCCCUUUGCUCACAAACACUGACUUUUUGGAAACUAAAGGUUGUAUUAGCUGUGAUCCAAUUGGAGCUCCCGCACCAAAAUAUGCUAUGCAGGCAUUUUCAUUGCUUAAUGAAAGUCCUAAAGUUCAGAAUGUUGUUGCUGCCCUUGCUUCCGAUCCAAAUGUCUGGAAGGCAGUUUUAGAAAACGAAGCCCUUCAAGAUUUGCUCCAGACCCAGAAUACAACCAAGGAAUCUGUAGCAGAUGCCCAGUCAUCUGAAGCCAAGGAAUCUGUUGGAGAUGCCUGCUUUCAGGAUGCAGUAUCUUCAAGGCAGUUCACUGAAUUAUCUGAUGAUGAAAGUGAAGCUGGAAACUCUCAAACUGAACUCAUGGAUAUUAUCAACAACGUCAAGCAUACUGUGGUUGACAUGGUGACUAAUAUAUCUGCUUACUUCAAGAGGAUUUUUAGCUUUACAUCUGCAGAGCACUCUCCUGCCGCUGAUGGAAGUGCUGGAGCAACUUCGAUUGAAAAGACCCUGGGAGCAUCCCUCAUGGGAUUGGCAGUGAUGGUUAUAAUGGUGGUUAUGCUGAGGCGCCCUUAA
Dovyalis caffra is the source of this 996-nucleotide messenger RNA. The record is from the annotation of a GenBank genome assembly. NCBI's taxonomy places the organism in Eukaryota, Viridiplantae, Streptophyta, Magnoliopsida, Malpighiales, Salicaceae.